Molecule: messenger RNA, 1386 nt
Organism: Zingiber officinale
Lineage: Eukaryota; Viridiplantae; Streptophyta; Magnoliopsida; Zingiberales; Zingiberaceae
Exons: 3
Coding region: 1-1386 (461 amino acids)
Source: RefSeq, a predicted model, not a curated record
AUGGCCACUGAUCAGCAGCAAAUCACUCUCAAAGUCUUUGUGAACAAGACCAACAACUGCGUAGCUUUUGGCGAAUCGGACUUGGAUUUCGUGGAUGUUCUCCUCAGCUUCCUCACGUUGCCAGUCGGCACCGUCGUCCGUCUUCUCAACAAGCAGUCCUCCUUGGGUUGCUUCGAUAAGCUUUACCAAAGCGUUGAGCAGCUCGAUGAGAAGUAUCUGAUGACGGCUGCGUGCAAGUCGAUGUUGACAAACCCAGUGAACUCAUCUGGAAUAAAAUGCCAGAAACUUAAGAUUAAUAUUGAUGCAACGGGAGAGCUAUAUAUAUGCUCAUCUUCUUGCUGCUCUUAUAGUUCGCUGAGCUAUUACUCAGGGCUCAAAUGUCAGUGUGGUUAUGACAUGACGAAGGCAAUUACAUAUGAUCUGAAUCGAGACGAUGUUAAUUAUAAAGAAUUUCAUGGCGUAUUCGUCAAAGGGGCUAAAUUUGUUGUUACAGAUGCUCUUUGUAUAACUGUCAUUGAGGACUUCAUUUCGACUUUAAAUGAGUGUCGCAAUGGUGAUCGUAAUCAUCUCGAAGAAAGAUUGGUACAGAUCGAACGAGAACAGGUCUUGAGUAUUCUUAAAAGGUCCCUCAUUUCCGACACUCCGCUAACUGAUGUUUUAUUGCAAAAUGAAGAAGACAUGACGCCAGAGGUUUCAGUCCCUUCGGUUGAAAAAACGGUUGAAAUAAAGUCGUUUGAUGAGGAGAAGAUGUACAAGGUGUUGUGUGCUUUGGCGAGUCAGGAUUUCGUUGAUUUAAUUUUCAGUUUUCUCACAUUUCCUUUGGGUUCUCUGAAGAAGCACUUGGGCAAUCGAUGCCGGAUUGGAUGUCUUGAUAACUUGUAUGGUAGUGCAGAGCGUUUGCGGUCGUCAGGUUACGUGGUUGCAGGCUGCGAAGAGAAACUGCUUAAUCCUAAGCUUCCUCCACAUUUCAACUGCGAGAGUCAAGUCAUUGGAGUGGAGGAGGAGAAGCAAGUUAUCUAUUAUAUAUGCUACUACUGCUGCAAACUAAGCGACACUUUCUGCAAAUCGCAUGGCCAUGGACGUCAGGCAAAACUUAUAGACCCGAAAAGUAGAUCCAGAGGAACAAUUUCUUCACAAGGAAGCUAUUGUCAGGAAUUAACGUACAUGGUUACCGACCAACUCGUAGUCACCCCACUAUCCCUCGCUGAAGUCAUUUCAGUCCGCAAUGAAAUCUCUGAUCCAAUCAAGAUGGCAGAGUUGAGCAUAGCUGAAGAGGAGGUUCUUGAUUUUCUUGGUGUUGUUUUGACGUCCAACACAGCGUUAACAGACGCCUUCUUAGAAAGUACUAUUGCUGUGUUCGCUUCGGUGGACGUACGAGAAGGGUGA